CUCCGAACUCGCGAACUGAUCACCGAGCUGCCCUUGACGACCGAUACGCUUCGGCUGAACCCUGUCAACACUCCUACACCCACAGCGUCGAGUUUUACUGACUUCGAAGAUGACACAGAGUCAGUUCGAACGGACCUACGGGGACGAGGUGGAGAGACGUCAGAACCAGUUCGCGCCUUUGGUGGUUACAAUCGACCUAGUGCUAUUCUCUUCGACUUUGAUCCGCGAUUCGAGAAUUCGCGCAUCCUUCUUGCCAAUGUGCACUUUGUGCAGACGCAACAGGACUCGGGCCAUUCCCUGUUGCAGCACUACAAUCGGCGAUUUUCACUAGGUGAGGGCUUUUUCGAGGCUCAAGCACCGUGUCUGUCCCUUGUGCGACUUCCUUCCUGGCAGAGAAUCGCGAAGACACGAGACUUUGGCGGAUUGCCUGACUCUCUUUUACAAGAGCAGCGUGCCGACAGGCGAUUGGGGAGCGGAAUAAACAUUCUUAAGGUCUUCUACUCUCCCGCCGGUCAUCUUAUUUUUGCUGUUGUGACAACUACUUCGACAUGCAGGUGCGGGUCGUUGGCUCAGGCCCUACUUUUCAGCAAUUUCUGUCAAAGCUCUAGUGAGACUGUAUCAGGAUCCGGAAAUAGUCCUGACUUGUCUCAACAGCGUCAUUGGAGCACAGGAGAGGGUGGUAUUGGUGAGGUUGGAUCUUUCACUCCUCAGCCCCCACCCCCGCCUCCAGGAUACACACCGCUCUUCCUUACCGUCUUUCAUAGCGACAGUUUGGACACACUUCGAGUAAUACGUUUCGACCGCCCUCUCUGCCCUCUACACACCUGUCCGACCAACUAUAUGCCCAUAAUGAGUAGAUGUGGUGCUCGACUGGCGUUAAUAGCUUUAGCUACCGUCGGAAUUGGUGGCGGUAGUGGUGGCGUGAAAAGGAGGUAUAGAGGAGGAAGAAGAGGUCUGGUAGAGGUAGAGAGCAGUGGUGGGACACCAAGAAGGCGCCGAGUAAACACCAUCAAUACGUCUGAAUCAGCGGCCAUAACCGCCGGAACUGCGACAAAUCGACCUGGAAGCAGCCAUCUUUCCACUAAUUGGUUGGAGGGGGACUGGGAGACGAAUGCGUGGGCUGAGGACGAAAUUCAUCCCCCCGGCAAAGCCGCAUCAAUAGAUACUGGCAAUAUUAGUCCUGGGCGUAGAAAACUACAGGAAAUGGUUUUCGUCUAUCAGUUGGAACCUCCUCCAACCUUGCAAGCGAUUGCAAGGCAGAAGAUUAGACAAUACUACGCCGACUCUACACUCGAUCACCUGGGACUACCACCAGGACUGGUGGCGUACUUACGGUUUCAACCGUCCUUUAGUUGUUCUGGAUCCUGUCUAUCCCGCUCAGAGAGCCUCUCGACUCUUUCAGCGCUUCUCACUCCCCUCCGCAGCAACUCUCUCGAACUCUAA
Molecule: messenger RNA, 1443 nt
Organism: Hydatigera taeniaeformis
Lineage: Eukaryota; Metazoa; Platyhelminthes; Cestoda; Cyclophyllidea; Taeniidae
Source: the annotation of a GenBank genome assembly